AUGUGGGAGGAUAAUUAUUUUAGAGCUUUAAAUAAAAAACUUCGAGCUGAAGAGCUUUUGAAAAUGUCAAAACUGCCUCCAUCAAUGGCAAAGCGUGAAGAAGAAAACAAAAAGAAGGAAGCUUUAGACGAUUUGGAUAUUCCACAAACACCAACAUUGACCAAAACCAAUGUUGAGUUUGCAUUACAAAAAAAGAAGAAAUUGAGAAGAAAAGCAAGAAAAACUAAAAGUUCAAGUGGAAAUGCAAGAAAAGAUUUUUCCCGGUCUUAUCUUUAUGAUACAAAACGUGAUAAAGACAGAUUAAGUGUCAAAGUAAUCAACAUAAAUUCUGACAUGACAACAACGACGAAUACCACAAAACAUCGGGAAACUCCAACAGAUUCUAAAUCGGUAACAAUCACUCCAGCUCCAAUUUAUCCUGUCAACAGACCCAAUCUAGCAGCAACUUUAAGAUUCGAAUGGAGUCGAGAGAAGCUUAAACAAUUUAAAGAUGCCAGAGAAAUGUUAAUGAGAGAUAAAUUUAGGAAACCAAGUUGGGGAGUUAAAAAGUCUCACGCAUUUCAACAACUUAAUUAUGAAACAUCAAACGAAGAAGAAAUCGCGAUAAGACUAGCAACACGUAGAGCGGAACAAAAACUUCGACAAGAAGAACACGAGUUGAACAUGGAAAUGAUGAAACAAAGAGUGAAAACAGCUCCACUACUACUUGAAGGUCCGUCACAACUAUCACCGCGACUCGGUCACAUCUACCAUCACUGCGAUAUAGCAGAUGAUAGGAAAAAGAUUAACAGUUUAAAUCAACAAAAUGUAAUAAAAAGUAGCAACAAACAAUCAAAAAGUCACAAAGGAAACAGGCCAGAAUCAACGAUUUCAUCUGAUAGCUCGCUAAAUUAA
Molecule: messenger RNA, 894 nt
Organism: Clunio marinus
Lineage: Eukaryota; Metazoa; Arthropoda; Insecta; Diptera; Chironomidae
Source: the annotation of a GenBank genome assembly